AUGACAGAAUUAAAUGAACCAUUUAAUAAAUUAAAACAAUUCAAUAAUUCAGAUAUUUCAUUACUAAAUGUGAAUUAUGAUCAAAAAUCAAUGAAUCAAAUUGAACAAUUAUUAUGUCAAGUUUUAAAUGAAAAUUCUAUUUUAAGAGAAAAAAAUGAAGAGUUAAAUGAAAUGAUACUUAAUAAUGAAGAUCAUUCAAAAAAAUUGAAUAUGAUAAUGAAAGAAAUGAAAAUGGAAUUAAAUAAGAAAGAAGAUUUAAAUGAACAAUUGAAAUCAGACAAUGUGAUCUUAAAUAACUUGAUACAAUCUAUGAAAUCAGAUCAUGAAAUGUUUCAUGCAGAAAAAGAAAAUCUAAUCCAAACAAAUCAACAUUUGGAACAAAUAAUUUUAAGAAAAAUAGAAAAUGAAAAGAAAUUACUAGAAGAUAAUGAAAUUUUAGAUAAAUUAAUUCAAGAUUUACGUGAACAAUUGACUACAUAUACUAUGUACAAGACAAAAUCAAAUGAGUCGAACGAUUUGGAAGAUGAUCGUCUUCAUCAUCGUCAUCAUCUCGCUGGUCAUGAAUGUUCCAACUGUGAAUAUUUACAAAAACAAUUAAAUGGUUACAUUUAUUUAUAUGGUGAAUUAAUUGAUCCGAAUAUACAAGAUAUUUCAGAUAAUUGUUCAAUUGAAGAAUUGACAGAGAAAAGGAAGAAAAAUAUGACAAACGAUAAAAUAUGUGCAAAACUAGAUCAUUCUAUCAAAAUUUCUGAUAUUAAUGAUCAGUCAAAUGAAAAUGUUAAUCCAAAUGAAACUUUAAUGAAAUCUCAUUCAGAUUAUUCAUCAUCGAAUGACUCUUCAUCAAUUCAUGAACAUGUAAAUAAAUGGUGUAAUACAAAAUGCAUGAGGCGAAAUGAACCUCUGAUUGAAUCGAAGCAUAUCAGUCGAUCAGGCAGUUCAGAUGACAGUCAAUCAAAUAAAUUCAAUAAUGAUGUUUUAUCGAAGUGGUCAAACAUUCAACAUGAGAAUGAACAGUUGAAAUGUCAGCUAAAUGAAAUGCAUGCUUACUGGGAAGAAAAACAAAAAAAAUUAGAAGAUCAUUGUCGUUUACUUUCAGCUAGACUGAAAUACAUGAAAUCGAAGCAUCGUUCAAUUCAACAUCAUAAACUAUCUUGGUUAAAAUCAUCAUUGAAUAUACUUGUUCCAUUGAAACAUUCAAAUAUCAUUCAAGACGAACAUUCAAGUUGA
Schistosoma mattheei is the source of this 1227-nucleotide messenger RNA. The record is from the annotation of a GenBank genome assembly. Lineage: Eukaryota; Metazoa; Platyhelminthes; Trematoda; Strigeidida; Schistosomatidae.